UUAUAGAGCGUAAGCCCAGGACUGGUUAAGACAGAAAUUUUUAAGUAUUCUUUAGGAGAUGAAAUGGAUAGAAUAAUUUAUGAUAAAUAUCCAAGUAUCAGCCCUACAGAUAUAGCUUCUGCCAUUGAAUACAUAAUACGAUCUCCAGAAAAUGUAACUAUAAGUGAAAUAAAUAUUAAACCUACUGGAUCAGAAACGUGA
Messenger RNA from Nezara viridula (southern green stink bug), 201 nucleotides. Lineage: Eukaryota; Metazoa; Arthropoda; Insecta; Hemiptera; Pentatomidae. The record is from the annotation of a GenBank genome assembly.